Messenger RNA from Coniosporium apollinis CBS 100218, 366 nucleotides. RefSeq lists its product as uncharacterized. The transcript has a single exon. The record is from RefSeq and is a predicted model, not a curated record. Bases 1 to 366 code for a protein of 121 amino acids. Lineage: Eukaryota; Fungi; Ascomycota; Dothideomycetes.
AUGCUCUCACAACGUACUCCGCUGCUCCGUCCGGCGGUAUGGCGCUACCUCAACCCCCAUCGCAUCUCCGCGCCAUCACCAGCCCUGCGCUCGGCAACCGCACCGCAAACCGCCAGCUUUUCAACCACUCCUUACAACCCGCUCCAGAAAGACUCUCUCCGUAAGCCCGCCGCAGACGAAACGCCAACGUAUCCAGCAUUCAGCAUGGAAGGCCUAGGCGCCAGCCGCACAGUCAAGAUUGUUAUCUAUACCGCAAUCACAAUUAUCGGGACGAUUGAGACGUAUGCAUAUGGCAAGUGGGCUUGGUAUAAGCUGUAUCCGCCGCCGAAAAAAGAAGAGGGCGGCGGUGACGCAGCUACAAGCUGA